Messenger RNA from Zingiber officinale, 891 nucleotides. RefSeq names its product pyrophosphate-energized vacuolar membrane proton pump-like. Bases 1 to 876 code for a protein of 291 amino acids. The record is from RefSeq and is a predicted model, not a curated record. The transcript has 4 exons. Gene Ontology annotation, biological process: proton transmembrane transport. Gene Ontology annotation, molecular function: inorganic diphosphate phosphatase activity; diphosphate hydrolysis-driven proton transmembrane transporter activity. Lineage: Eukaryota; Viridiplantae; Streptophyta; Magnoliopsida; Zingiberales; Zingiberaceae. Gene Ontology annotation, cellular component: membrane.
AUGGCGUCGUGGCGACAGGUCGGCGUCGGCGGCUCUCGACAAACGACGACGGCGGCAACGAUAGAUGGCGGUAGGGACGGCGUUGCGAGCGAGGAUCGUAGAGCACAGCCUCGCGGCAACGCGAAACGUAGAGCACGGCGUCGCGGCGAGAAACGCCGAGGAACACAGAGGCGAGGCGAGGCGAGCGAGGAGAGGAAAAAAUACCGCCUCGCCUCUGUGUUCCCCGCGACGCCGUGCUCUGCGAUCCUCUCUCGCGACGCACCUAACUUUUCCUCUCCUCGCUCGCCUCGCCUCGCCUCUGUGUCGCCUGCUUUGAAGAAGCAGCUCAUCAUCUCCACUGCACUCAUGGCUAUUGGCAUUGCCAUUGUUACUUGGGUGGCCCUCCCAUCAUCUUUCACUAUUUUCAACUUUGGUGAGCAAAAACAGGUUAAGAACUGGCAGUUGUUUUUCUGUGUGGCAAUUGGGUUAUGGACUGGCUUGGUGAUUGGAUUUGUCACUGAAUACUACACAAGCAACGCCUAUAGUCCGGUUCAAGAUGUUGCUGAUUCAUGUCGAACUGGAGCUGCCACCAAUGUUAUCUUUCGGCUUGCUCUCGGAUACAAAUCUAUCAUCAUUCCCAUUUUCGCAAUCGGCUUCAGUCUUGCUGCCAUGUAUGCUAUGGCUGUUGCUGCAUUAGGCAUGUUGAGCACUAUUGCUACUGGCCUAGCAAUUGAUGCUUAUGGACCCAUCAGUGAAAGUGCUGGAGGUAAUGUCGAGAUGGCUGGAAUGAGUCACAGAAUUCGGGAGAGGACUGAGAAUAAUAUCUACCAUUCCAUUAUCAGAUUCUCAAGAUUUGCUGAAGCAGAGCUUAAGCUUUUCCACUCACAACAUCGAUGACUGUCCACACUUGAU